This is a messenger RNA of Homo sapiens (human), 4417 nucleotides long. RefSeq names its product signal peptide peptidase like 2B (gene SPPL2B). Gene Ontology annotation, cellular component: membrane; endosome membrane; plasma membrane. Gene Ontology annotation, molecular function: protein homodimerization activity. The transcript has 12 exons. Bases 1149 to 2531 code for a protein of 460 amino acids. The record is from RefSeq and is a predicted model, not a curated record. Lineage: Eukaryota; Metazoa; Chordata; Mammalia; Primates; Hominidae.
CCCUGUGCGUCCCCCGCUGGGCCAGCUCUCAGGGGCAGGAGGGGGGUGCAGGAGGCAGAGAUGGCAGCAGCUGGGGCUGGUCUUCCGACUUCUCGCUAAAGGCAGAUCCAUCUGUGGGGAGGAUCUGGGCCGAGUGUGAACAUGGGGAGGAUCCGGGCCGAGUGUGGCCGUGGGGAGGGCGGAGAUGAGUCUGUUCUUCCUGAGCUGCUGGCUGGGGCUGUGGAACUUUGGCCGUGGUCUUGUUGGGUGCCUGUCCUAGAGCAGCCCCCAGGGGUGACGGAGACCACACUCUCUGUGGGGAUGGGAUUGGGGUGGCUUCUGAGGAGCAGGUGGCCUGGCCCUGAGCUGGUCCUUUCUGGGUACCCUGGUGCCCUUGCCCUCUAGCCGGUGGGGCCGUGCUCGCCUGUGGUCCUAGCCAGGUGGCCUGAAGCCUGGCCCCUUUUCCAUCUUCUGUGAAAUGGGGCUGUGGUUGAGAGCUGGGGGCCUGGCAGGGCUGGUCACAGCACAGGGACAUGCCGACUGCUGGGCUGGGCAGGGUGCGUGGCCGCCCCUGAAGUGUAGUUUUGGAGUAAGAAGGAAUGGAGUUCAGGAAUUCCCUCACAGCUCUGCCUGUGGCUCUGGGCUGCCCCCGCCAGUGUUGCACCCUGAGCCUGGCAAUCCACGGAGGCCUGGUGCAGGGGCUCAGGGCCGAGGGCAGAGCAGGCCGGGCAGAGCCGAGAGUGCCAUCCCUGUCCGCACACGCUGCCGUCGUAGUUGAGAGAGGCCCUCAGUGGGUGCGGGGCUCAAGGCGGCUUAGUGGGCAGGCAUGGGCUGUGACAAGUAUCACUCAGGACUUGUAUGUGCGGUUCGGGAGUCCCACGGCCGAGGGAGGGAUUAGUGGCGCUUUUAGGCCUGGGGCCCUGUUGUCAGGUGAAGAAGGCUUGAUGCCCUUCGGCCUCCCUGUUCUUGGGUCCUCCUGGGGGGCCGGAGGCUGUCAGCUGCAGAGGGGGAGCCAGCAGGCGCCCCCAGCCUGACCCGAGCCUCGAGUGAGGGUCCCAGGAGAGGAGGCGAAUGGGCACAGAGCUGGGGGCCCACCCACUGCUGCGGGUGAUGCCUGCCGCUCCCUCCUCUGGGCCCCCAGGUCCCCCCGGGGGGUAAUAAGACGCAGUAUGAUGAGAUUGGCAUUCCCGUGGCCCUGCUCAGCUACAAAGACAUGCUGGACAUCUUCACGGCAGCGUUUCGGCCGCACGGUGAGGGCGGCGCUGUAUGCGCCUAAGGAGCCGGUGCUGGACUACAACAUGGUCAUCAUCUUCAUCAUGGCUGUGGGCACCGUCGCCAUCGGCGGCUACUGGGCCGGGAGUCGGGACGUGAAGAAGUACAUGAAGCACAAGCGCGACGAUGGGCCCGAGAAGCAGGAGGACGAGGCGGUGGACGUGACGCCGGUGAUGACCUGCGUGUUUGUGGUGAUGUGCUGCUCCAUGCUGGUGCUGCUCUACUAUUUCUACGAUCUCCUCGUGUACGUGGUCAUCGGGAUCUUCUGCCUGGCCUCCGCCACCGGCCUCUACAGCUGCCUGGCGCCCUGUGUGCGGCGGCUGCCCUUCGGCAAGUGCAGGAUCCCCAACAACAGCCUGCCCUACUUCCACAAGCGCCCGCAGGCCCGUAUGCUGCUCCUGGCGCUCUUCUGCGUGGCCGUCAGCGUGGUGUGGGGCGUCUUCCGCAACGAGGACCAGUGGGCCUGGGUCCUCCAGGAUGCCCUGGGCAUCGCCUUCUGCCUCUACAUGCUGAAGACCAUCCGUCUGCCCACCUUCAAGGCCUGCACGCUGCUGCUGCUGGUGCUGUUCCUCUACGACAUCUUCUUCGUGUUCAUCACGCCCUUCCUGACCAAGAGUGGGAGCAGCAUCAUGGUGGAGGUGGCCACUGGGCCCUCGGACUCAGCCACCCGUGAGAAGCUGCCCAUGGUCCUGAAGGUGCCCAGGCUGAACUCCUCACCUCUGGCCCUGUGUGACCGGCCCUUCUCCCUCCUGGGUUUCGGAGACAUUUUGGUGCCAGGGCUGCUGGUGGCCUACUGCCACAGGUUUGACAUCCAGGUACAGUCCUCCAGGGUAUACUUCGUGGCCUGCACCAUCGCCUAUGGCGUUGGCCUCCUUGUGACAUUCGUGGCACUGGCCCUGAUGCAGCGUGGCCAGCCCGCUCUCCUCUACCUGGUGCCCUGCACGCUGGUGACGAGCUGCGCUGUGGCGCUCUGGCGCCGGGAGCUGGGCGUGUUCUGGACGGGCAGCGGCUUUGCGAAAGUCCUACCUCCAUCUCCGUGGGCCCCAGCACCAGCCGACGGCCCGCAGCCUCCCAAAGACUCUGCCACGCCACUCUCCCCGCAGCCGCCCAGCGAAGAACCAGCCACAUCCCCCUGGCCUGCUGAGCAGUCCCCAAAAUCACGCACGUCCGAGGAGAUGGGGGCUGGAGCCCCCAUGCGGGAGCCUGGGAGCCCAGCUGAAUCCGAGGGCCGGGACCAGGCCCAGCCGUCCCCGGUAACCCAGCCUGGCGCCUCGGCCUAGGGGAGGGGUGAGACGCUCGCUGCCGUGCCCGCCACACCAAGAUGUUGGGGCUGCCUGGCGCCCACUGGAGACAGACAGACAGACGCCUGUCCCCCGGGACCGAGGCCUGUGCCGUCCCCACCCGCCCCAACAUGGUGCUCAUCCUUGCCGAGACCCCUGCGGUCUGUGCCCGCGCCCAGCCCAGCUGCCCCGGCUGCACGCCUGCUGCUCCCAGCUCGCCCGGCUGCCACAAGCUCUCUGCGGGUCCAUCCUCCCCACCGGGGUCCGUCCUCGCAGGCCCUGCCCGGCCUCUCUGCAGACCCUCAAGCGUCGUCUGCAUGAGUGAGCAGGCGUGGGUGGACUCUGGCCGCGGCCACACUUGGUGCUCACCAGCUGCUUCGGCCUUCAGGUGACCUCCCUCCCCACGGCAUCCUGCUCUCCGGGUGGAAGAGCAGCUUUCUGUCUCCCAGAAGGCAUCGCUUUUCCCUCUUGAGCAGAUCGGAGCCCCUGGGAGGUUUGGAAGCUGCCUCCAAGCCUAGGACACGGACCAGUGGCCGGGGCGGCCUCUGGCCCCUGACGCUGGCUGAGACAGGCCCGUGGGGCGGGGUUUUGGGGCGUGAACAAGGCUGGCAGUAAGUGGACAAGCUGCUCCCCUGGCUAAGGCCCUGCCCUGCCCUCAGCCAGAGGUGCCUGGCCAUGCCUGCACACUCCUCCCCAUUUUAAUAAAUGGUCGCAACUUCUAGAAGUCCUGCUGGUGCCACCUGGUGGGGUGGACGUCUCUCAGACUGCCCUUCUGACAAGCAGGGGUGGGCGCCAGGCAGGCUGGGUCAGGCCCUCAGGGGUCCCUGGAGCCCUGGGAGGGAGGGACUGGGUCGUGGGAGGUCCUGGUAGCUCCCGGCACCCAACCUCGCUUCCCGUGUGGGCCCCGUGUUGCUUUUCUGCUGAGAGGGGCUUGGGCCUCGGUUCUCCCUGUGGCAGCGGCAUUGGUGCCUGGGUUCUUAACCCUCUGGACCCAGCAGCUAGGAGCUUCUGGAACCCACGAGGACAUCUGCCACUGGCAUGGUCUACUCACUGAUGGGGUCCUCCUGACUCCAGGGCAGAGACGUCCGUGCGGGAACUGACCGAGGCGUGGCCCCAGGCCCCGGCAUCCUCCCCUCGCUGCACGUGGUCACUUCCGAAGCAGCGCUCCCUGUGGCCGCAGAGACAGAGCCCGCACCCUGGCUGUCUGUGGUGCCUGGGCCCCAGCUCCCGCCCGCCACCCGCCCUGUUGAGUGCGGCCUCCAGACUCGAGUCCAGAAUCUGUUUCUGUCAAGUCAGUCGUCCCCAGCUGCACACGGGGACUGCUGAGCGCUGCGCUCUCACGGGUCUGUUCCGGACAGAGGGUGGCAGGGGUGAGCCCUGAUCCCUUACAAAAAAUACCAGCUUCCCAGGGAGUAAUGGCGCCUUCACUGAAGCCAUUUUGUACAUGGGGACGGGGUGGGGACGUCUCUUUUUUGGUGUUGGACGUUUGACCAGUGGGGAGGGGUUCAGAGGCGGCGGUCCUGUCCUUGGCUCCGUCUGUCCGUGUGGCCUUGCUGCCAUUCCGUCUGAUCAUUAAACACAGCUUUUGAUACAUAUGGCCCGGCCUCUGCCUCCGCAGUGCACGGCUUGGGGCAUCUGCUCUGUGCAGGUCCCGGUGAGCAGAACUGAGAGCUGGCAGGCCGCCUGGCUGUCCUGCAGAGGACGGAUUGGAAUUGCCACCGCAGGGCCGGCCAGUGCUGUGAGGUGCCCAGCGUCACUCCCAUGGGCUCUGUGGGCCAUGUGGUCCCUGUCACGCUUCUCAGCUCUGCCACUGUUGCUGGAAAGCAUCACAGACCAUGUGUAAAAUGGGCCAAAAUACCUUUUACAAAAUUAAAAUAGAGAUGGGG